Osmia lignaria (orchard mason bee) is the source of this 4578-nucleotide messenger RNA. RefSeq names its product nose resistant to fluoxetine protein 6. NCBI's taxonomy places the organism in Eukaryota, Metazoa, Arthropoda, Insecta, Hymenoptera, Megachilidae. Gene Ontology annotation, molecular function: acyltransferase activity, transferring groups other than amino-acyl groups. The record is from RefSeq and is a predicted model, not a curated record.
AAUGCACCGUCGAUUGACAGAACGUACAGUUCACGUUUUGACGUCUGUUACGCUCCUUUUACCGCGUACAACAUCAACUUAAGUCACGAGUGUACACGUGACAGUGCACGCCACGUGCUUCGGCCGAAAAGGCACGUGUGUGCCAACCUUAAUUACCCUCGCUCACGAUGUUGCGUUCCAUCCUUUUUCACCGGCAUCUCUCUUACCUAUGUCCAUGUCUCUCAAUUCUUACGUUACUUGGACUAGUUGUGCCGGAAAUGACAGCUGACAAACCGGAAACCGUGUUAUUCGAUCUACUCGCGAAACCUUUCGCACCCUCCGAUGGAGCAUCCGUCGAAUGCCUUAAGGACAGCGAGAUUUAUUUGAAGGAACUUGCUCGAUAUGCACCUUGGGCUCUUCAAAUGUACGACGCGUCCGUGAAAAUUCCACCGGGUGUAAUCACGGGCAAUUACCAGCAACUAGGCAAUUACGACGGGUGUUUGCUGGUGAAAAGCGGACACGGAUUCACCGGAAAGGCCUGCAGUGCCAAGGUGAAUUUCGAAAUCGCUAAGGACAAUGGUAAACCACGGGAGCCUGAUAUGGGUGAUCUCCUUGUCAAUGCUGCCAUUGCGUCGGGGUACGGAAAAUGGAAAUCUGGUCGUACGGUGUUCUACGAGUGGAUGUGGUGUGUUCCAUCUAGUUGCAACCACACGGAUAUACAAGAAGCCCUUGAGCUCGCCCUCGACCCUUUGAAGGUGGAGGAUCGCGUGGACAUGGUUGUAAACGUAUCGUGCCGGACCGCAGAAACGGAUCAACCUGUUAUUGACGUAACCGACAGGAUUUAUAUAUCGGUCCUCGCGAUAUUCCUGGUGAUAAUUAUCGCUAGCACCAGUUACGACAUCGCUAAACAAGGCCAUUUGAGUACGUUAAACCGAGAUAGGAAAGAUAUUCUUCUCAGUUCGUUCUCGAUCUACACGAAUGGAAAGAAUCUAUUGAAAACGGACAGGCGUACAGAUUCGAUCAAAUGUUUGGAUGGACUUCGUUACAUCAGCAUUUGCUGGAUCAUUUAUGGUCACACUCAUUACACCGAGGUUGUCGGUGUUAAGAUGAACCUGAACGAGAUAUCACAGAUGCACACGAACUGGGCCAACAUGUUCGUGCUAAACGCAAACAUUGUCACCGACACGUUCUUUCUCAUAAGCGGAGUCUUAAUGGCAUACACGGAAAUGAUGAAGAACGAGAAGGACAUAAAAAGGCAAUUCAACGUGAUUGGUCUAUAUCUUCAUCGUUACCUACGAUUAACACCAGCAUAUGCUAUGAUGAUCGGUUUCUACACUACUAUCUUCUAUAAAUUUGGCUCUGGCCCACAUUGGGAUCAAUGGGUUGGCGCUAACAGGGAUUAUUGUCGAGAAAACUGGUGGACGAAUCUACUCUACGUGAACAAUUACGUUAAUCUAGAUAGAAUGUGCAUGUCUCAGUCUUGGUAUUUGGCAACCGAUAUGCAACUGGUUUGGCUGUCGCCGAUUUUCUUGUACCCUAUGCUCAAGUUCACGCGAAAAAUCUUCUUCUGGCUAGUGUUCGCGUUUGGCAUAGUUGCAUCAAUCCUUAUACCGUUUUUAAUAACAUUCAGUCUCGAGCUCACUGGAACUAUGCUCUAUUACAAGGAUAUCCAGGCUGUGGCGGAUGUUUACGUACAAAUUUACACAAAGGUUUACAGUAGAUACGGCUCUUACAUCAUUGGAUUGGCUGUCGGUUAUAUUUUAUACAAAUACCGAUUGAGAGUUUUGAAAAUUCACCGUAUGUAUGUGAUUUUUGGUUGGUUGGUCGCAGUCUUUUCCGGAUUGUUCGUCAUUGUUUUCCCUCGAUGGAUGUAUUACGAUGAUCAUCCUUACGACAGACUGGAGGCAAGUUUCUAUGCAGGAUUUCACAGGCAAAUAUUUGCAUUGUCUGUUUCGUGGAUCAUCUUUUGUAGCGUUCAUGGAUAUGCCGGUAUCGUAGGUCAAUUGCUAUCUUGGAAGGGAUGGGUGCCCUUCAGUAAGCUUACCUACACUGCCUACCUUUGUCACUAUGUGUUUCUCUUGACAGAGGCCGGGUCAGUUCGAACCACUGGCAUUCUUUCGACAAUGGGAAUCCUCCGCAGUUUCUUCAGCAACCUCUGCCUGACUUUGCUUUUAUCAGCAGUCUGGACCCUCUGCUUCGAGAUGCCGUUCAUGACCCUAGAUCGCACCUUCCUUUUCUACAUAAAAAGGCAAUCGAAACUGGGCUGCAAAACGAAUCAAGAACAGAUUUUCGGUUCACUGGACUCGAGCAAAGAGAUCUAUCGAUCUACCGAAGAAUCGUCAGCCACCAUAUCACAAACUAGCUUUGAUUCGAAUGAUUCUAGUAACGAGAGCGUAUACGAUUCCGCUGGGAACGUUAAUUAUCAACAAGGUAUCUUCGACACCAAUUGUUCGGAGGAUUUGAAACACGACCGCGAGGACAAGUGCUCUUUCAUAUUCGUGACCGGUGAAUCGAAGAACAACACCUGGCCGAAAAUUCGGAACAUUCAUCAAAAUAACGGUUUCGAUUCGGACUCUGACGAUUCCCUGAAACUGGGAAAUGAUGAAAAUAGACUGGAUCGGAGUUAUAAUUCGAUCAUCAGUGAUGAUCUGUCGAGGAAAGACAGAUCUAGACACUCGGAAACGGUGAACGUAAGUUGAUCGAGGGAUACGCUGAUCGAAAUUGAACAUACUUGCAGGUCAAGUAUUCGUUCAAUUGGAAAAGACAUUGAAGAACGAGGCAGAAAUAGGUUGUUGAUUCGUUGGAAUGAUUUGUUAUUAUCGGUCCAAGGAUUCUUUGCGUUGGUAAUUGACUGUAUCGUUGAGUUACUGCUAUAUAUAUUUACUUGGCGCGGUUGUUGAUGUUGAGUAUCAAGGUAAAUUGUGCACAGAUGAAAAGUUCAAGUCUUUUUAGACGUUCAAACUUUUCAUCUGUCCACAGUACAAUCCUUUACGGAUGUGACGUUUUGGGAAACGAGAUAACUUGGUGAUGAACUUAAAGCUACGAUGUAAAUAUCUUUUUACGUUUACUAUUUAAUCAAUAUAUUAUCAGUUGUACUAUUAUGUAGUUUAAAGACACCAUUUAUAAAGAGAAUAUCCUGACGUCUGUCCAUAGGGGACCAAUUACAAGGGAUGGAAUUUUUGAUCCAAUAAUGAGAAGAAUUAUUGUAACAAAAUUUCAAUCCUGCCCUGUAUACGUAGUCGAUGUUGAUCCAUCGACGUUUAUAAUAACUUAAUGAGAACGCAUAAUUAUUACAGUUAGGAAAUAAAGGUACAAAUAAGCUGUGAGACCGUUGAUGAUAUCGAAUUAAAGUGUAAUUAAAAUACGGUGCCUUGAGAGAUGCAUUCCAUGUGUUAUGAAAGAAGUAUUGUUGUUUUUCAUUGUUAUUGGUAGCUUAGAUUGGCAACAAUGAGUAGAGACUUUAAUAUAAAUUCAAUCGAAGUAUUUUAAAUUUUAAUGCAAAUUCUACAAUUUUAAUUAAAAUAUCAAAUUGGCUGUUAACGUUGCGUAAUUCUUCCUACUAAUAAUACCAUCGGGUAAAAGUUGUACCCACAUUAUAGCAUAAUAUUGACGUAGGUUAGGUUAGGCAUAGUGAGCGCAUGUGAGAGCAUAUUUUAACUGAUUUAAUUGUGAUCUAACCUAACCUAACCUAAUUUAACGAAUUACCGAAAUUCGAAUAUUUUAUCGAAUCGAUAUAAAUGUUGUACAAACCGUAAUUACUGUCAUUACUAGUCUUAUUCAGUGAGGAAUUAAUAAAAUGUGUGAUUACUAUUCAUAAAUGACAUGUUUCUAUUUGUUUAUAAUGUGGGUACGGCUUCGGAAGUUUUCCUUACUAUCGACAAUUUUGUAUAACGAUAAAAAAUGGUGGUCUUGUACGUACAUGGUUGUGGUUGCUUUAAGAUUUAGAUGUACAGGGUGUUCGGCUGGAUGAGCAUCCCUUGGGAGGGUUGUAGCUGAAGUGAUCCUGGACAACUUCUUCUUUCACCAAAACACUUGCCGAGGCUUAGUUUUUAAGUUAUUAAUGAAAGACACCACCGAAUUGGAGCGUAUAUAGUGCGCAGGCUCGACCGCGUGAGUGAAGGUUACGAGAACCGCGCUCGACCGAGGUCGCGAACAAACUGACUCUACUGCGCGUCGGUUCGAAGCCGACACUGCGGCGGCUGCGCCUGCGCAAUGCGCGCACUCGUUGCGCGGUGUAUUUAAUUCAUAAUUCAAAAACGAAACUUUAGCGAGCAUUUUGAUAAAGGAAAAAGUUGUUUAAAAUCAUCCCUAGUCGAACACCUCGUACAACUUUGUAAUAAGAAAAAUCCAUUAUUCAAUAUUUAUGCAACAAAUAUUUUAAUUUUUUACCACGAACUUAGUUAAUACGAAGUACAGUAUUAUAAAUUUCCUUUAAUCAUAGAGUAAUCAAUUCUGAAGCUGGGGAAUUGAAACUUACAGAGAUCAUUGGAUCUUGUCAAGUAUACGAUAGUUGUAUAAUUAAUUUUAUUAUUGCUUGGACACGAACUUUUUUAUAACACCGAUUGUUCUCAUAAUUAUAUACUAUCUAUAUAAUUGUAA